This is a messenger RNA of Penicillium oxalicum, 1299 nucleotides long. RefSeq names its product putative aminotransferase. The transcript has a single exon. Gene Ontology annotation, biological process: amino acid metabolic process; biosynthetic process. Bases 1 to 1299 code for a protein of 432 amino acids. Lineage: Eukaryota; Fungi; Ascomycota; Eurotiomycetes; Eurotiales; Aspergillaceae. Gene Ontology annotation, molecular function: pyridoxal phosphate binding; transaminase activity. The record is from RefSeq and is a predicted model, not a curated record.
AUGGCGCAAACAUCGACCAUCUCCCGACGGGCUCAAAAUGCCUCCAUCGCAAUGGGCUCCAGUACCAUGUGGGAGGUCCUCGUCGACACUUGGUCCUCGACCAACCCAAACGGCUACAUCAACGUCGGCGUCGCAGAGAACGCCCUCAUGCACGCCGAACUCCAACAAUAUCUGAACCGUGAAAGACUCAAUCUGCCCGUCGAAUAUCUCACCUACAACGACGGCGGACACGGGUCGACCACCCUCCGUCGCUCCAUCGCCCACUUUCUCAAUCGACACCUGCAUCCGGCGAAACCGCUCGACGCAGAGCAAAUGGUCGCGACGAACGGGUGCUCCUCGGCUAUUGAGCAUGUCUCGUGGGCGUUUACGGAUCCCGGAGAGGGCAUUCUGCUGGGACAGCCGUUCUACGGGACUUUCAUUCCGGAUAUGACGACGCGACCGGGCGCCGCGGUGGUGAUGGUGCCGUUUGGCCAGGUGGAUCCGUUCAGCCUGGACGCCGUGUCCAAAUAUGAAGAGGCGCUGAUAUCUUUUCAAACGUCGACGGGGAAGCCCGUCCGGGCGCUGAUGCUGUGUCAUCCGCAUAAUCCACUUGGACGAUGUUAUCCCCGCCAAGUGCUGAUUGAAUUGAUGCGACUAUGUCAAAAGUAUCAGAUCCAUCUGAUCAGCGACGAGAUCUACGCGCUGUCCGUCUUCGAGAACACCGUGGACGAGUCCCCCGCGCCGGUCAAGUUUGAAUCCGCCCUCUCUAUCGAGCUGGAUGGGAUCAUUGAUCCCGGCCUCGUCCAUGUACUCUGGGGUAUGAGCAAGGACUUUGGCGCAAAUGGAAUUCGGCUGGGCGUUGUCAUCUCCCAGUCUAGUCCGGAGGUCUUGGGUGCUUUGAAAGCGACCUCUUUGUAUUCAUACCCCUCAGGGAUCGCAGACUAUCUCGUCGGUAAAUUGUUGGCCGACGACGACUUCACCGAUCAAUACAUCCAGGAGAACCAAAAGCGACUCGCCGAGUCGUACGCCUUUGCCGCCAAUUUCUUCAAGGCGAACAAGAUCGACUAUGCACCCGGUUGCAACGCCGCUUUCUUCCUGUGGAUCAACCUUGGAAAGCGAUACCGCGAGCUGCAUGCAGAUCUUGCCUCGGAGGAAGCAGUUGGAGAGAAGGUGAUGCAGAGUCUGUUGCGCGAGAGAGUCUUUUUGGCUGAUGGAGCCGUAUUUGGAUCGGAGAAGGACGGAUGGUUUCGACUCGUUUUUACGCAGCCGAGAGCUUAUCUGGAGCUUGCUUUGGAGAAGAUCUUUAAGGCUUUGGAAUAG